UGUCCUCCUUCAUCCUUCUCUCGUCGUCGCGCCACACACCGUUGCAGCCAAGAAUCUGGCAUAUCUUUCCCCACCGCUAUGUCCUUUUUUUCUUUCCGCUUCUUAUACUUUUUUUUUUCUUUUUCAGUCGGUCGCGGUAACGUUAACGAUCUCGGCAGGCGCGCGCGUGCACCGAUACAUACGCGCACAAUCCGCAUUUCCCUCUCUCUCCCUGCCGUAACCUCAACCCUCGAGCAUCGGAUACAACUCGGAUUCCAACGCUGUACAAUCCCCGCUUCGUGACCCAUCUCGAUCUUCCCCACUCUCGGUACGCCGUUCUCGAACUCGAGGCUCGCUUUAAAAUCUCCCUCUCCCCGUAUCACUUUGCGCCGAGAGUCGGUUCAUUCAUGCUAACCAGUGGUUCUCCGCUCGAUUGAUUGCUCGCGAUCGCGUUAGAGAUCGCGUUAAAACCUUAAGAAGAGUUUCGACGUCGUCUACUUUCGAAUACGAUAUCGUCGAGCGUUUUCAAUCGCACGCGUUCCCUAUCGCGAACCAACAGAUUCGGUUAAACUCUGAAUGCUCUGUGAACAUAUUCUACGCGAUACGCUCGAUUUCACUCGCUCUCUGUCCGAUUCGAUCCGAUGGCAUCCGAUGCCGCUCUAUUUGUUUUUACGAUCGAGAACGAGAAUAGGGGCAACGCGUACAGAGGAAAGCAUGGUAAGAGGCGGAGAGAAAGACAGCGGUGGGAGUGAAUGGAUCACGGCCUUAGUCAAUGAAACAGCGAUUCUCAAACGAAGACGCGUAAAUUCUUAAGUACGAUCGCCGUUCGUUGUUCCUAUCCCUAUCCUAUCCGUUAUUUCAACACGGAUACCUUGAAUCGAAUCUUUCUCGUCCCUGAUACCGUAUAUAGCGAUAUACGGUAUCGUUGCAGCGAACUUUCAUUUUUACUAAAACGACAAAAUCGAUGUCCCACCGAAGCAGCGCAUACUAAUAAUAACGCCUAUACACGGUUGAAUCGUAAGCUCGUCGAGCAAGUUUCGAUUACAUCCGAAGGAAACUGACUACGAAAGAGUUGUUUUUCUUUUCGAAGUCAACGAAGGAAGAAAAUAUCCAGGUACGGGGAAAAAAUGAUACGAGGAGAAUAGGUAAGAGAAAAUUGUCGAAAGAAAAUUGUAAAAAGAAAGGAGGAUUGACGCAUAACGCGAAGGACGUGGGAAAAGUGUACGAAAGAAAGGAAUAAAUAAAGGCAAGGGUAAGAAAGCAAAAAAUCGAACACGACAUAUAGCAGGGUGAUAAAGAUGCAAGAGGCAGAAGGUAAAAACAGAGAAACGAAAUAGGGCACGACGAAUCCGAGUAACGAGUACUUACAUCUCGAUGAUGGACCACGCGAGUAAAGGAAUAAAGUAAAGCGGAGUAGAAUUACAACGGAACGGAAUAGAACUAAACUGAAUGAAGUGGAACGGAAUAGAGUGGAAUCGACUCGAGUAGAAUGGACUGUACUGGACCGUGGUGAAGUGGAGUUGAGUCGAAGUGGAGUGGAGUGGUAUAGAGUGGAAGUGGAGUGGAGUGGAGUGGCGUGGAGUGGCGUAGAGUGGAAUGGAGAAAGAAGAAGGGAGUACUCAUUCAUGGUUUGCCUCCAACUGUUAGAAGUUCAGUCGAACGAAUGGAAGAGAUUCGCGCGCAGCACGAACGCUGCGAGCCGUUUAAAUCUCGGACCGGCUCGAACGAUGUCGCGGAACAGAGAACGUAAGACGGUGACGCGUUCUUCGUAAAUGAUAGAAGGUAGAGAAGGCAAGGACAUCGGAAACAGUGUGAGACACGCGUAUCUGGACCAAAAGCGAACGUUUUUGUGGGCUGUCGGUGAAACGCGCAAUCUUAUUUUCUCCCACGAUGAAACUAUACUUCGAGUAAAGUUUAUCUAGUACGAUCUAUCUAUCUAGAAAUAUCUAGUACGAUCGUGUUUCGUGGUAGGCGAACAACUAUAUAUCGUUAAUACGAUUGUCACGUACCGUAUUUACCUUUCUCUCGAAUCGAUCGUUGAAAUCCCGUCUAGAUCUCAUAGUGGAAAUCUCCUAUAAAUCUGAUAGAAAUCUCGGCAGAAAAGACACGCAACGGGUUCGGUAUCUUCAGGAUGAGAUUACGAUACAACGGCAUCGCAUCGACCAGUAUCGUAAAAUAUUCUUAACUGUUCGCAACGAUGUUCGUAGCGGCUAUUAUAUACGCAUCUGCGAAUAUGCUCUAUUCGAUGGACGGAUAGAGAAACGCGCGUUAAUCCUAUUAUUUUUACGAUCGUUAUCCGUUUUCUUCGCCGCUAGUCGGUGUUAAUCUUUUAUAACGAAGAAAAAUUUAGGAAAAGAAAGGAAAGGAAACAUUAAAAAAGGAAAGAGAAGGGUGCGUGAGAAAGGAUGGCCGAGUUGACGUGCUUGCUAUUAGCGAUGUUCGGGCAGCUGCUCGUUCGUGGAAGCAAGGGUAGUUUUCUUGGCAUAGAAAUGGACGAAACCGGGCAAAAAUUUCUCAACGAAUAUUUAUCCGUCGACGAGGGCAAGUACCUCGGUGAAUUGCAGCCGUUUCGAGACACAGCGAUCGAGCUCGAUCUGAUCGAUCAAAAGAGGAAGCAUCGACCGGUACAUCAACCACCGAGAGUUCUCUAUCAGAUCGGGGACAGCGAAGACGAGUUGCCCGAGUGCUCGGAUCGAAGCGAAGUUUGCAGCAAGGUGGAUUUAUAUGGGUCGCCGUGGGUCGAGAGACAAUGUCGUUGUCCGGCUGGUCGAACCUGUCCUAGCAGUCUACACGGGGACGACGGACACACGAUAGUCGACAAGACGCGGCAGUACAAGCUCUGCGAGCCGGUCAAGCGUCUUCCUAUCUGUCGUUACUUCAAGGACGUGACAUGGACCUUAGCUCCUGGAGGGGGCCCGGCGAACGCAACGGUUCAACGGGUUUAUUGCCGAUGUAGACCGGGCAGCGUACCUUAUCUAGUUCGAAGGCAAGCUUACGAGUCUUCCGAAGGAAGUCCACGAUUUAUCUACGCUUUCGCUUGCUCUCCUCAAAGCAGGCUACGGUGUCAACACAAGGAACCCUGUCGCCUGUUUACGGUGCGAAAAAGACGAAGCUCGCAACUCGAGGAGGUGAACGCUUCGCCGCUGUGCCAAUGUCCGAAGGGUCAUCGAUGUCCUAGACGGCACACGGAUCCAGGAUCGCUUCCCGCGAGAUCCUAUUCCGGCGUUUUGGAGAUUAAAACUUACAGCGGAUAUUGCGUACCCACGCAGCCACCCCAUUCCGAAGCUGUUUAUACAAUUUGAAACUGAAACGCGUUGCGUCACGCUCCGCCUCGCCUCGCCUCGCCUCGCCUCGCCAUGUCAUCUAUUUCAAUUGCGUACUAGCCAUGUACACGGUCGCGGUCGUGGUCGUUCGAACGAAACUUGCCUUACGAUUUACGAUUCGAUUAUAUCGUAAGCAGCAGCUCUUUCGACAAACGACGAGCGCUGCCUACGUACGCGUCACUGCCAAUCAUUCUUUAAACUAAGUUCGAUGCGAUUCGUUCGACGAUACAUCGUCGGGUUUUCACGCCCUCGGGCAUCCAGUGUCGUAACGUCGACGCGACAUCUUCUUUUUCUUCUUUUUCUUCUUUUCCUUCUCCCUCUCCCACUCUCUCCCUAUUUCUAUCCCUCUUAUUUAUCUCCUUUCUUUAAUUUUAAUUUUAAUUUUAAUUUUAAUUUUAAUUAUAAUUUUAGUUUUAAUUUUAAUUUUAAGUUUGUUCGAAACGAUAGCUCUCUUAGUACUUUAUUCGAGUUGACUUUAACGUUUAGUUGGACCAAGUAUCGCGGAAAUUGGAAAGUUGCCGACAGACCUCGCUAGGAAAUACUUGUUAUUUAUGAUGUCGCGUGAUGUUCGUAUAUUUAAACGCGUUACUAAUAACGCAUCUAUCUAUUAACGUUACUGUCAACCAAGUUGUUCGCGAAUCUUAUUCGGUAUCACGUUAUAUGUUAUAUUAUUGUAUAUGCGUAAGGUCGUUUUUGUAAAUAUUCGAUUCCCUAAGUCAACGGAUUAAAGAAAUCGAUAUUUCUGA
Molecule: messenger RNA, 4048 nt
Organism: Megachile rotundata (alfalfa leafcutting bee)
Lineage: Eukaryota; Metazoa; Arthropoda; Insecta; Hymenoptera; Megachilidae
Gene: aos
Product: protein argos
Source: RefSeq, a predicted model, not a curated record